AUGUCUAAUUUAUCCUUACAUCGAAAUUCAUUCAGUGUUGAUCCUUCUAUUACUCCAUCAUGUGGUCCUAUUUCGGAAAUAGCUGAGUCGAUUUAUAGUAUUAAACAGGAAAAGAUGCCUCCACCUGUCCCUAAUGAAUCUGGCCACCAUACUAUUGUUAGUGCUUUUGGUUCAUGUGAUAAGGCAUUUGGUCUCCUAUGCUUUAGUGCCUCAAAUGAUCAAACCAAUUUUCACAUGUCAGAUACAGACCCUGACAGUUCUAAGCAGGAUUCACCUGGGAACUCUGAUACGAUUACUUCAGGACUAUCAUCUCUUCAAAGCUGCAAAAGUCGUCCAUUGUCUCGUGGAUUAUCUUCUCAGCCUUUCGAGGAAAAUUCAUCCUCAGGACCUAUUGACAUUACUGACAGGACGGAGCUAUUCGUGACACGUUCCCUCAACGAUUCUUUAUCUUCUCCAAUAAGCAACCAAUGUGCGGUUAUUACCUGUGCCGGGGCCGAUUUACCUACUUGUGACAAAUGUGGAAAACGCUAUCAGACUAUGAUAUCCUUGCGGUCUCACUUACGGAAACACUCUAGUGGAGAGCUCGCGGCUAAACGUCAUAAAUGCCUUUAUUGUGCAUACUCAAGUCACUAUCAAAGAAAUUUGACGAAGCACAUAGCACUCAUUCAUUUGGCUAGUAAUGCCAGCAUGCCAGCUAGCAGCACCAUGUCUGAACCCAGUCCAACUCUGUGUCCUAUCAAAGCCGAUUACUCUCAAAUCUCUGAGGCACCUGAUUUAAUCAAUCAGGCAGAAGUAAUGCCCCGAAAUGGCGAAUUGCUUUGCGGGGGCCCUAGUUUGGCCCCAUUGAUCGACCCAGCUAUCAAUAGGAUGAGUUCAUCUGAAUCUGAAACUAAAGAUUAUUGUGUAGCGUCUUCUAUAAAUAUCAGGGGUAUCAAUGACACAAGCACUGAUGGCUCGGAUGCGUAUGAAUGUAACCUCUGUGGAAAAAAAUUCAAAACGAAACAAAAGCUAGUCCAUCACACUGAAGUUCACGACCCAAACAAGCCGUAUCCUUGCAAAGAACCUGGUUGUGAGCGUUCAUUUCGUUCUCAAAAAUAUUUAAGCAAUCACAUUAAUGACCAUCAUGGUAGACAGCCCAAACAAUACAUCUGUCCAAUGGAAGGCUGUAACUUUGCUGGAGCCCGCCGUAGUCACCUCAAACGACAUAUGAAUGAGAACCACUCGGGUAUGUUUCAUGCAAUCCCAGUUAUUUUUAUCUGCUUGAUCUCUCUUAACCUUCGUUCUUUGUUUGAUCCAGGUGAAAAGCUAUUUAAGUGUUCGUUCUCUGGUUGCCAAAGGAGUUUUUGUUCUAAAGAAUCCCUCACGAGCCAUAUGUCCCGGCAUAGCUGCGAUGAGCUUACGACCAAUAAGGCUUACGAUUCUCCAGAAUUUAAAGUCUCGAAUGCUUUUAAUGCACAGGACCAUCGUCAGCCAUCAUGUGGAACUCGAAGCAGUACAAGUGAACCUGAUCUCAAAACACUUCUGAUCUCUCAUGCUUAUUCUGGCCUUUCAAUGGCUAGUUGCUCGGAUUAUAAUCCUGUGUGUGGCGAGGAAUCUAAUUUUAUGGAUACAACGUUGAAUAGUUCUCUAACUCAUCAAACUCUCGAACAUAACAAUAUUCACACCUCUGCAAGUAUGAUUAUUCUUUCCUCUAAUUCAUUAGAUGCUGCAUCGUCUGGAACUGAUGGAAUUUCUGAUAAGUUUACUCACAUGGUGAAUGAGUAUCUAGCCUGUCCUACCACUAUUCAUUCUCUAUACGAGUCAGAGCCACUCACCAAACAUGAACUUGAACUCGCCAACAGAGCACUAAAUAAGAGGGAGGCUAAGAAGCGAACCAGUAACACUAGGGCAAUACUUAAGCAACGGGUAGCAAUUUCGCCUGGGGCAAAUCGUCUUUUGCUAAAAUUGUCGAGCUGCUUGGAUGAUAGCCUGGAUCAAAGAACUGAAUUGCCAGAUAAUUGUCUU
Molecule: messenger RNA, 2004 nt
Organism: Protopolystoma xenopodis
Lineage: Eukaryota; Metazoa; Platyhelminthes; Monogenea; Polystomatidea; Polystomatidae
Source: the annotation of a GenBank genome assembly